AUGACCAAAUCGUUGCCUCUACCGCCGCGCUUUUUCAAGUGCCCGGAGCUCACGCAACGUGAGGAGCAACAUCUUGUCGGGAAAGCCAAAGAGUCAGCUCAAGCUCUGGUCGAUGCUACACGUAGCAAUAAAGGACCCGUGCGAUGGGAGGAAGCAGGUACAUAUCGAGGAGUGCAAAUGUACAAGGGUGAAGCUCGAUAUCCCGAAAGUGUCGUGGGGGAAUCCAUUACGUACGGCUGUGGGGCGACCACGAUUCAAUCUACACUUGAUGAGGUUGCUGACUUUUUCGAUCUCUCGACGGACGAGAAGGUCGCUGAAUGUGUUACUUGGGACGCCGACAUAUUGGACAGUCAAUUACUAUACGCGCUGCAGGACCCAGUUCUGCUGAACGAUCCCACAAAUAACACUGGAAAGAAUCGUAGAGGUGCGAGCAAGAUGCUUAACGCUAAUCAGGUCACCGUCAAGUGGUUUGCCAUGGACGUGCCAUCGAAACUAAUGAAAAACCGCGACUUUCUUACGGUGGAGUGUCAAAGUACUUUUAUGGACGUGAGUGGCCGUCGAGGCUGGGUGCGUUCUUACCACUCUAUUAAGCUACCUUGUUGUCCGGAAUUAAGCGACUACGGCCUUGUUCGCGGCAGUUAUUACCACACGGGCUACGUGUUUGUAGAGAGUGAGAGACCUGGCUUGGUGGACGUUAUAUUCAGUGCACAGGUCAACAUGAAGAGCAGCGUAAAGGUACCAAGUGCACUGUACAUGACGAUCCAGAAGAAGAGACUAUCAAGCAUUGCAGAUUUACAGAAUCUAAUCACGCGAAGGCGACUUGGUACGCAACGUUUCCUUGGAGAUCUAGAGCUUGUACUUAAAAGCCAACGUAAGCGCUGUAACUUAUGCUCGGCCAAGUUUGGACUGAUUACACGGAAGGCACGAUGCCGCAAGUGUGGUGAAGUAGUAUGUGCUUCUGCGUGCAGUAUGGAGUGGGAGGUGUUGAUUCCUAAUCAGGGGGCUAGAAAGAUUCGCGUUUGCACAAGGUGUGCUCAAAGCACGGACCCAUCAGUAUUUGAGGACCUGCCGCCCAGCGAGCAGUACUCAGACAUCAGUGUCAAUGAUGACGGCGUGCCUGUGGUGAGCGUGCGUGCUCCAGGCUACCAGUACAAUACAAGAAGUGACAAGGGUUCGUCUCCGCGUCAUCGUAGCAAAUACAGUCUUGACAGUGAUGAAUAUGAGAGCCGUAGUGACUAUCGUCAGCAUUCUGGUGAACGAGGACCGUACAGCAAUAGCUACGAAGAGAUAUACAGCCAAAAUAGCAGCUUCCAAGACUCAGAUGCAGAGUUCGAGCGUACAAAUAGUAUUGACUAUGCUGAUGUGGGCCUAGACUACACGAACGACUUUAGUGAGUAUGACGAACCUCCGUUGUGCGAAAGAAGGCGCGACGACAGGAGAUACGACCCGAGGAAUCCAGACAUGUACGACCACGAGACCUAUGGUGUUUCGCCUCCGCAGUAUCGCGACGACGAGCAGAAGCGAGCACUCCAGCGUCAACAGCGUGCUUUGCAGCAGCAGCAGAACAAACGGCGACUCUUAAAGCGCCAGCAACAACAGCAGGAGGCACUGAUGCAUCGCUGCCAGCUUCAACAGGAACCGAAUAAGUACGGCGCGGAACGAGAGGACUCAUUUAGUAGCGGCGAAUACAGCGAGUCAAAUUACGGUAGCGCUACCUCGGGCAUGUACCCUUCGUUACUCACGUCGAGCCACUUAGCACGACACACGAAGCAGAUGGAGAAACCUGGUCGAGUCAGUCAUAAAUAUGAAAGAGACCCAGCGUCGUAUCCAGUACAACAACAACAGCAGGCUAGACGCAGAAAACCGAAGGUUGAAUUCUCACGUAGAAUGCUGCCUCCAUCGCUUUCGACUGAUCGACCACUUACGCAACUGGAGCAACUGCAAGUGCAGCUAUGGGCGGAGCAGGAGGCAAAAUUUCGUGAACAAGUCACAACAGAGGCUCCAAUUUUUGACUUUGAGCUGGAAAAGGCAAAGACUUUGCCGUCAAAUCCCCGGCGCCGACGAACUAGUAGCUUGGAAGACUCAGCAAAUGGUCGUGGUCUAAGGCUGCCAUCAUUUUUCUGUAGCCCGGACAACAGCACACACUCGCAAGGCCACGACGCUCUGACUGAUGAAUCCUUGCCUCCGUUUGUGAAUAAGGCCCAGACCACCAACUUGGGACAGCGAACGGUGAGCGUUGCGGACGAUGAGGACGGGCUUGACUCCAUGUAUGAGUUGGCUCUCAGUUUCGGUUCGUUGCUGCGUCCGGAGGAUCUACGUCCUACGGAGGAAAGUAUUUGUUUGUCUGUGGACUCAAGUAGCCAGGAUUACAGCGCCAUGGGCGAUAGUGAUGUGAAUCCAGCCAACGCUGGUGCCUCGGCCGCCAAGUAUCGAUCGGAUGCUUCCAAGACAACCGUCGUGAAGCUGUAUCAACGGAUCCUAGAGCUGACCAAUAAACGCCACGAAUUGGAAGCGCAACCGGAGACGGACCUCGACGAAAAGAAGGAGGUAGCUCGAGAGCUCGAAGCACUUUACAAGAAGCUUCACUCCGAGGUGGAAAUAUAA
Messenger RNA from Peronospora farinosa, 2604 nucleotides. NCBI's taxonomy places the organism in Eukaryota, Oomycota, Peronosporomycetes, Peronosporales, Peronosporaceae. The record is from the annotation of a GenBank genome assembly.